This is a messenger RNA of Jatropha curcas, 658 nucleotides long. RefSeq lists its product as uncharacterized. NCBI's taxonomy places the organism in Eukaryota, Viridiplantae, Streptophyta, Magnoliopsida, Malpighiales, Euphorbiaceae. The record is from RefSeq and is a predicted model, not a curated record.
UGGAAUCCAACGGCUAUCAGUUUUCGACAUGGGUAGCCACCAAGUGAUAGUUCGCAGUUGGCUCUGCCGUGAUGCUUGAGUAUCACUUCCCUACAAUUUUCGUGUAGGUAAAGAAAUUUAUUUGCUAAAGCUAAUCCAAUAUCCACAUUUUUCUUUCAAUUGUUGUCCGCAAAGAAAAAGAUAUCUAUUAGGGUUUGGAAGCAGAGAUGGGUUUAACAAAUUUCAUAAUCACGGUGGCCGGUGUCAGCGCCGUCGUUUUGUUGCUGAGAAGUGAUGUUAAGCAAUCGGCUGCCAUUUUUAGGCGCAACGUCAAGCAUAUCCGCAACUGGCUCGAGGAGGAAUCCGCUGCCGCCUCCAAGACUGCAGAGAAGCAAACACCCAAAGAACUGGAAUCAAAGGUUCCUCAAAAAGACAUCCCCAAGGAGGACAAACACUAGAUAGAAUAAAGGCUUGGGAUUUAAGAGAAUUUCUUGUAUCUCCUUUGCAUUGACGCUAUUGUUAAAAUAAGUUUUGAUUAAUAUCUAGAGAUAUUUGCAUCUAGAAUUUCUUUACUUUGUUUAACCUUUUUGCAGUCACUUGAUAUGUCAAUAUGUAUUUAGCAAGAACUGAAUUAUACUGAUCAAUUUUGUUAUAGAAAGUCCUAUUUCAUUCAGGCUUC